This is a messenger RNA of Clupea harengus (Atlantic herring), 4247 nucleotides long. RefSeq names its product pleckstrin homology, MyTH4 and FERM domain containing H3 (gene plekhh3). Gene Ontology annotation, cellular component: cytoskeleton. Lineage: Eukaryota; Metazoa; Chordata; Actinopteri; Clupeiformes; Clupeidae. The record is from RefSeq and is a predicted model, not a curated record.
UGUUCUUCGGAGAGGAAGACUGGAGCUGCGCAAUCAGGAGAGAGAGAGAGAGAGAGAGAGCACGCAAUCAGAAGUGAGUACUGGGACGCUGGAGUUUAUUUAGUGCGCAAUAGUUUCACCAGCUGUUUCAUAGUAUGUCCUUGCGUCAUCUGACACCUUAGAUUCGGUUCUUUGAGAACUUUAAGAACUUAAAAAACUCGUUAAUUUGAUUAAAGGAAUGCUUGGGAGGAAAGCGGUAGAGCAUUAGAGACAUCGUAACAUCUGGAGGCUUGAGUUUUGCCUUCAGCAUUGCUGGUUGGGAUAGACGUUAAGUUUUGUGGAGAGCUAUCAACAAAGUUGCUGUGGUACUGUGGAAUUCUCAAGGAGUACUGUCACUGAGAGACUGAUCGCAACGUGCGCGUUUCCCCGGUGCGCCUCUUUAGACCAGUGGUUGUAUGCCAGGACAGCUCCCACCACCGGGACGCAAGAAAUACGUGUAUAUUCACACACAUAGGAGCCACGACCGUGUACGUGCAUGUGAAAGAGCUGUGGACACAGGCUAUUGAAGAGGAGGGGUGAAUGCCUUGGCCGGGACUGCACUGGUGUGUGUGCUGCAGGCAGGGGUUCAAUCUGUUGGGCCGAGAACAUGCAGAGAAAGAAGAAGAAGAGUCGUUUGAGUUGCGCAAUAAGGACGAAGUAAACAGCAAUGGACGACGCCCCCUGGAGGUGAUCCUCUCUCAGCCCACCCGCCCCACCAAUGGGACCUGCAGACUGUCAGAUGUCUCGGACGAGAUGAAGAGUCUGAUAGUGAAGAAGACUAGGCCGGUGUUGGAGGAGGACCCUGAUGUUCUUGUUAAAGGUUGGCUGUAUCGUGAGAUGAGCAGUGGCUGGUGCCGGCUGAAGCGGUUCUGGUUCCGGCUGACCCAGGACUCUCUGGACUACGGCAGCGGGCCUCACUCUCAGCAGACCCUCAGCAGCCUGGUGCUCACCAGCCUGUGCUGCGUGCUCUGGCCGGACAAACACACGUACCGCAAGACAGGUUACUGGAGCCUGAGUGUGUAUGGGAGAAAGCACUGCUACAAGCUGUUCACACGCCACUUUAAUGAGGCCGUGCACUGGGCCUGUGCUAUACAGAAGGUCAUUGACAGCAAACCACCACUGGAGACGCCUACACAGACCCUCAUAAGGGACAUAGAGGAGAAUAAGUUUAACCCUGAGGUUGUGGACAACAUCUACCAGCAUAACCCCAUCCUCAGAUACAGCGAGUCCCCUCUCUACGCCCCACUGCUGCCUCUACCCUAUGGGAGUCUGGAACACAUACAUCUGCGUGGAAAAGGCUACUGGAGUGUACGUGAGGAAGCAGUGCGUCUCUUCAGUGGGCUCCAGCAGCUGGAGUCAGUGGGGGAGCCCAUCCCCCUCAUCCAGGGCCUGCUGCAGACGUGUCUGGACCUGCCGGCGCUCCGAGACGAGCUCUACGCGCAGACAAUCAAGCAGACCACCCUCGCCAUCGCACACGCCUCCGCCAACACACAGGGCAACACACUCACGCAGCCACAGAUCAGCACACACUCGCACGCUAACACGCUAGUACGCGCCAACGGGCAGGCGAGCAAAGAGCCUGCCACGCUUGUGCUCGAAAACACACACUCGCUCACACACCAGCUCCCGCAGACUAAUGGGCGGCCGCACACACCCAUUCACACACACUCACACACUCACACACUCAUGCAGUCGCACACACACACGCAGUCACAGACGCGCACGCAGGUACACGCACACCUGCGCUACUGGCAGCUUCUCACCUGUAUGAGUUGCACCUUCUUGCCCAGCAGCAGCAUCCUCAAGUACCUGCAGUUUCAUCUGAAGAGGGUACAGAAUGAGUGUGUGGACCCGGAGGUGGAGAGUUACGUCUGGUUCAUCUCUGAGGCGCUUGGGCGGACACGGGUCCGGGACUGCGUGCCCUCCUGGGGGGAGAUCCAGCAGCUGAUGCGCAGGCAGGAGCUGGUGUGUGUGGUGCACUACCCUGGACCGGCACACUGUCCACUGCGCAUCAGCUCCCACACCACUGCCAGCCAGGUCGUGAGGAGGAUGAGGGAACUGCUGGGGCUGCAGGACAGCCUCAACACCUUUGCCCUGUUCGAGCAAACUGCAUGCUGGGAGAAACAGACUGGCAGCUGGGAGAAGCUCGUUGGAGGCAGCACCAUCAUUGCUGACGUCCUUACUAAGUUCGAGAAUCUGUCUGCCAAAGGCUCAGACGGCCAGAAGAGGUUAUGCUUCAAGCUGCACUGCCUGCUGGAUACGCACAAUAUCUCAGCAGGCAGCAUGGAGCAACUCUUCCUUUACGAACAGUGCCAUGAGCAGGUGUUGCGGGGGCAGCUGCCGGUGUGUGAGGCGGACCUGGUGUGCAUGGCAGCCCUGCGUCUGCAGGCCCAGCUGGGGGACCUGAGCGCGGCGCCCCCCUGCCCUCCUCCAGAGCAGCUCUUCCCUCGCAGCCUUCUCCUCCGUCCCGCCAGUGCUGCUGCUGCUGCUGCCGCCGCCGCCGGGGCCCCCUCCCCAGACACCACCUCCCUCUCGCGGGCCCUCCUGGGGAGCCUGUGGGGCCGCAAGCAGCGCGAGCAGGAGGAGGAGUGCACCAGGAGCCGGCGGAAGGAGGAGGCCGCCGCUGUCAUGGCAGCCGUUGCCGAGCGCUGGAUGGGGCUGGCCGGGCUGAGCCGUGCCGAUUGCAUGACAGCCUACCUGUCAGUCAUGCAGCAGUGGGCGGGGUUUGGGUCAGCCCUCUAUGAGGUGGACCUCUAUGUGAGCUCGCUGGGCAGCUUCUCAGGAAGGCUGCUGCUGGGUGUCGCUGCCUCCUGCGUCUCGCUGUAUCAGCCAGGAGAGGCGGAGCCGCUGGACUCGUUCCCCAUUGGUCAGAUCUGUUCAUAUGGCAUCUCGGAUCCCCACACACUCCGCAUCAGCACUGGCGACAGAGACUUGCUGUUGCAGACCAGCCAGCUGACAGAGAUUGUGCACUUGAUGAAUGCCUACCUCUGUGCUACCCGACGUCAUCUGGGCAAGGGGGAUGUCACCGUUACCAUGGAGACCCAUCCCAAGUUGUGCAACCCGCUGCUCCAGCUGCCCUCUCACACAGUGUGAUGAGAGACGCUCACACACAAACUCACACAGGGGCUCAAAGCACUGGAGAACUGUGGAAACACACGUCUUCGUUUGAAGAACCUCAAAAACGCUACGAUUUACUGAAGAUACACUCACAUAUGACUGAGCAAUCGGUUACCUCUGAUACGAACUGGGAACACACAGAGACAGACAGACAGACAGACAGAGACAGGCACACACCGCUAGCUGCCGUUGAGCGCUGACAAACCUUUGGGAACACACAGAGACAGAUAAAGAAGACAGACCAUCGGAGCUCCACAGUCUGAGGGGGCAGUGCGCCAGCUCUCCGAUGGGCGUCUCUGGCUCUAAGCGGGAGACUUUGGAGUCCAGAUGCACUCAGCGGGAGGGAGAGGUUACGGCUCCAGAGCUGGGAACAUCCUGUCCUUCGCAGCACCAGAGAAUUCUGGGAAUAGACACUGGGGGAUUCUGGGUAUGGCCUGUCUGACCACGUGACGGCGUCUCUCUGCAAGAGGAUCUCCCCGAGGGAAAGGGUUGGGCCCUGAGCAUAAAGACUGUUGUACUUUUUCACCUUUUUUUUUAACGCUUUUUAUUAAUAUUCGCUCGGAAAGAACUAUGAAACAGCCUUAACAACUUUCCCCCACACCCCUCACUGAAUGAUGUGUGUGUGUGUGCGUGUGAGAUGUGAUCUGACGUGAUCACAACUCAGCCCUUGUUGCCCCAAGAGCAUGGCUGAGCUUGGACCAAAGCCUCCAAAAGCUUCAAAGAUUGACUAAUUCCCUCCUAACUCACACUGCAGCCCAAAUCAAGACUCCCCUGCCUAACUCUGUCUCUACACAGAGUGUUAAACUCUCCUUCAACAGUCUCUCUCACACACACACACACACACACACACACACACACACACAGCAGUCAGCUACAAUGGGAAUGAUGGUGUGCAGCUGCUGGCAGCUGAGAGCCAAGGGGGAAAACUAAACAGACUGUUUAUAGCUUCCAGCUCAGAAACGGAUUGGUUUUGCCGCACGGUACUUUUUCUUAUGUCACUCGUUUAUUGGCCACUGCACUGUUGAUUGUACAGCUGACUCAGAUGUGCAAUGAUAUAGCUAACAAACAAUAAAUACUGUAUGUACAAAUAAAAAAGAAACAUUAUACCAUUA